AUGCAGAGCGCGUCGCUCAUUUGGUUCCACGACCACGCGCUCGGGUGGACGCGCCUCAACACGGUGGCGGGGCUGGCAGGCGCGUACAUCAUCGUGGAUCCCAAGGGCGAGGAGAAGAACCUCCAGUUCCUCCCGCAGCCCGGCAGCGGCCGCUACGUGCCUCUCGUUCUCGCCGACCGCUCGUUUUUCGCCAACGGGUCGAUCGACUACCCGAACGUGGGGAUCGUGCCGAAGGUGCACCCGAACUGGGUUCCCGAGUACUUUGGUAACCACAUUCUGGUGAACGGCGUCGUGUGGCCGUACCUCAAGGUCCGGCGUGCGCUUUACCGCUUCCGCGUGCUGGGCGGGUCGAACGCGCGCUUCUACAACCUCAAGUUCACGUGCGCGGGACGCGGAGACUACCCCAACUUCACGCCCCCGCUCAAGGGCCCCAGCCUCGAGAUUAUCCAGAUCGGUUCGGAUGGCGGGUACCUGGCGGCGCCGGUGCGGAUGUCGUCGCUGCUGGUGAUGCCGGGCGAGCGGAUGGACAUUCUGGUGGACUUCAACGGCGCGCCCGGGCACUGCAAGGACGUCAUUCUCACCAACGACGCGCGCGCCCCCUACCCUGCUGGCGAGCCCGCCGAUGCCAACACGGGCGUCAUCAUGCGCUUCGUGCUGAAGAAGACCAAGAUACCCUCCCCGCCCAUCCCUAGCUCCCUCGUCGUACGUCUCCAAUCCCCUCCCCGCCUGUCACUACCACCCUCGUCGUACACGGAGCAGAGCAUUCCUCGGGUGGAUGUUGCUAGCGCGGUGCGGUCGCGGUUCAACACGCUGGUGGAGAUCAUGGACCCCGCGACGCAGCUGCCCAUCCGCGUGACCAUCGACGGCAAGAUGCACCACGACCCCGCCACCGAGAUCGCCAAGGAGGGCACGGCGGAGCUGUGGAACAUCAUCAACCUCAGCGCGGACGCGCACGCCAUGCACCUGCACCUCAUCCAGCACCGCCCCAUCUCGCGCCGCCCCUUUGACAUCGCCAAGUUCCAGGCGGGCAACUGCUCGUUCAAGGACAAGACCAAGCCCAGCUGCUACACUGGCCCCGCUGUUGAGGUGAACGCAAAUGAGCGUGGGUGGAAGGACACGACCAUGUCGCAGCCCGGCCAGGUGCUCACGAUUUACACUCCGUUCUACCAGCAGUCGGGGGUGAAGACUUUCGAGUUUGACGCGAGCCGUGGGCCGGGCUAUGUGUGGCAUUGCCACAUGCUGGAGCACGAGGAGAACGACAUGAUGCGGCCGCUCCUCCUCACCAAGUGA
Molecule: messenger RNA, 1290 nt
Organism: Closterium sp. Naga37s-1
Lineage: Eukaryota; Viridiplantae; Streptophyta; Zygnematophyceae; Desmidiales; Closteriaceae
Source: the annotation of a GenBank genome assembly